AAAUAUGGGCCAAAAAACCCAGAAACUGAUGCCCAAAGCCCAUCAAGUGUUUUCUAAACAUUCUUCCGCACUGUUUCUUUUCUCGCCUUUUCUCGCAAAACGGAACUUGUUUUUGUUUGCAGACAUAAACCGAAGUUCCUUACUGAAAAUUCGCCAUUUUUUCACUUCGAAAAUCCUUCAAAACAAUGCGUUUAACUUCAAAACGAAGGUUCUUUUAUUUCACAAAAAUGAGGUUCUCUCGUCUCCAAUCGGCCUCCCUUUGUACCUCUGCUCCAAGCGACGCCGAAGCCGUGGAAAUCGCCUCUAUCCUCACAAAGAAUGACUGGAAACGCCUUCUUGAAACAUCAUCAGAAUUGAAAAACAAGCUAAACCCAGAAAUGGUUCACUCGGUUCUUCUCCAAAACUCGGUUCGUGAUCCCAAACGCCUGCUUAAUUUCUUCAACUGGGCAAGUCACCAAUUUCCAAAUCCUCAAAAGUUGGAUUCUUUUUCAUUUCUAGCUGUUACUUUAUGUAAUUCAAAGCUGUUCCGUGAUGCCAAUAUGGUUUUAGACAAGAUGGUUAGGACUAAUGGGCCUGUUCAGGCCGUUUUGGGUUCAAUUAUUAGGUGUUAUAAGGGGUGUGAAGGGAAUGAUGUAGGGGUUUUGGAGAUUCUGAUUGAUUGUUAUAAGAAAAUGGGUUCUUGGGAUGGUGCUGUUUAUGUUUUUUUGGGUGCUAAAGAAGGUGGGGUUUUGCCUGGUUUGGUCUGUUGUAAUAAUUUUUUAGGUGAUUUGCUUAAGUUAAAUAAGUUGGAUUUAUUUUGGAAGGUUUUUAAUGGGAUGAUAGAUGCUAAAUUGGUGCCUGAUGUUUAUACUUUUACCAAUGUGAUUAAUGCUCAUUGUCGAGUUGGGGAUAUUGAAAAAGCGAAAAGGGUGCUUACGGAGAUGGACGAGAAGGGAUGUAGUCCUGGUUUGGUUACUUAUAAUGUUAUGAUUGGUGGAUUGUGUAAAGCUAGCGCUGUUAAUGAAGCAUUGAAACUAAAGAAGUCCAUGGCUGAAAAGGGUUUCGACCCUGAUGCUUAUACUUAUAAUAUGCUUAUUGAUGGGUUUUGUAGGGAGAACAGAUUUAGGGAAGCGAAAUUGAUGAUGACAGAAAUGCGUCGUGCUGGUUUAAAUCUUAACCAUUUUGCUUACACAGCUUUGAUUGACGGGUUCAUGAAACGAGGUAGCACGGUUGAGGCUUUCCGAGUCAAGGAUGAGAUGGUUGCUUGUGGAGUUAAAUUGAACGUGUUCACAUAUAAUGUGCUUAUUAGUGGUGUUUGUAAGGCUGGCGACUUGGAGAAGGGAAAAGCUCUAUUCAAUGAGAUGGUUUAUGUUGGCCCUGCACCUGAUGCACAAACUUUUAGUAUUUUGAUUGAGGGUUAUUGUCGACAACAAAAUUUUCUUAAGGCCUAUGAACUGCUUGAAGAGAUGAAGAAGAGUAACUUGACACCCACAGUGUACACUUAUAAUGGGAUAAUUAGUGGCCUAUGCCAUUGUGGAGAUCUUGAACGAGCUAGUUAUGUUUUGGAGGCAAUGAUUAAGGAAGGGUUGAAGCCCAAUGUCGUUAUGUAUACAAAUCUGAUGAAAGGUCAUAUCCAGAAAAGUAGAUUUGAAGAAGCCAAAAGGAUUCUAGACCGAAUGAUGGAGAAAGGGGUAAUGCCUGAUGUCUUUUGUUGCAAUACUCUUAUAAGUGGCUUAUGUAAGGCCCAAAAGAUGGAUGAAGCAAGGAGUUUCUUAGUUGAAAUGGUUGACAGGGGAUUGAAGCCUAAUGAACAUACCUAUGGGGCUCUCAUCCAUGGAUAUGCUAAGGCAGGGGAAAUGGAGGCCGUAGAAAGGUCUUUCAAAGAGAUGCAAGGUUAUGGUAUAGCUCCAAAUAAUGCUAUUUAUUCUGCAUUGAUUAACAGCCUCUGCAAGGUGGGAAAGGUAGCUGAGGCUAUUUCAACAUUUAGGUACAUGUCUGAAAAAGGUGUGCUUCCUGAUGUGAAGACUUACACUACGCUCAUCCAUGGCCUUGCAACAAAUGGUAGAAUUAAUGAUGCAAUGGAUCUUUUCUCCCAACUUGAUGACAAGGGUAUAGUGCCUGAUGUAUUUACUUAUACUUCUCUCAUUUCUGUCUUUUCUAAGCUGGGUGAUAUGAAGGCAGCUCUCAAUCUUUAUAAUAAGAUGUGUCAAAAAGGCAUUGCUCCUAACAUCGUUACAUAUAACACAAUGAUCGAUGGUCUUUGUAAGGCUGGUGACACUAAGAAAGCUAGGAAGAUCUUCAAUGAAAUCUCACAGAAAGGCUUGGCACCUAAUACCAAGAGCUAUUCUAUGAUUAUAGAUGGAUAUUGCAAAUCUGGCAAUUUAACUCAGGCAUUUCAGUUACAGGAUGAAAUGCCCUCAAGGGGUGUUCCACCUGAUAGUUUUACUUAUUGUGCCCUUGUCAAUGGAUGCUGUAAAGAAGGAGAAUUGGACAAGGCUCUCUCUUUAUUUUCUGAAAUGGUGCAGAAGGGCUUUGCUUCCACCUCUUCUUUCAAUGCAUUGAUUGAUGGAUUAUGCAAGUCAGGGAAACCAAAUGAAGCUAAUCGGCUGUUAGAAGACAUGGUUGAUAACUGUAUCACACCGAAUCAUAUAACCUAUACAAUCCUGAUAGAUCAUCACUGCAAGGCAGGAGAGAUGAAAGAAGCCGAACAUCUCUUUCUGGAGAUGCAAAGGAGGAAUCUGGUUCCAAAUGUUGUAACUUACAACUUGCUUUUACAUGGUUACAACAGAUUAGGGAGGAGAGGUGAGAUGUUUGCUCUUUUUGAGACGAUGGCUGCAAAUGGGGUUGAACCUGAUGAAAUAAUCUAUGAUCUUAUGGCUCGUGCAUACUUGAAAGAAAAUAACUUGAUUGGAAUACUGAAGUUGUUGGAUGAAAUACUAGGGAAGGAUGUUGUCUUCGACAAAAAACUGUCUUUUCUGCUGCUGGAUGUUGUAUGCCAAAGAGAGGACAUUUCUGAAGUUUUAAAGUUAGUUGAUGAAAUGGCAGAGCAAGGACUUAAGCUCAGUCCGAUUACAUGUGACAAGCUAGUUCGUCGUUUUCAUGACAAAGGAAGUCUGGAGAAAGCAGAAAGGAUUCUGGAGAGUUUCGUCCAAUUUGGAUGGGUUUCAAACUCCACCAGUGUAAAUAGUAUAAUUGAUAAAGAUCAUGAUGAUGCAAACCCUGAGAGUCCUAGCAAUUUCCCGAAGCAAGCAACAUUUGGAGUUGCUUGUCAAGUGUAAGCAUGAUUACUGGAUGAGAAAACAAGACCACCUGUUCUUCUUCCCGCUUCAGUUAAAACUUCACUGAAUCAACCAAGGGAGCUGGCUCAUGCUGGUGCUACACUAGACUAACUCAGCCAAGCGGAGAAAUUAUUGUGUAUUCAACACCUCUGUUUUUUUUUUUUUUUUUAAAUGUACAGCCAUUUGGAAACUAGGCUGGAUUUUAUUUCAACUCUAAAGCUGAUGCUCAACAAGGAUGGAGUACGUGGUUUCAGUGAUGAGGUUAGCCAAUAGCCAUUGCCCUGCAGCCUCUACCUUGAGAAGCCUACACUCUCCACCAUAAACCUUUCCCAAAUGUUUGGAAAACAUUUCAAUGUACUUUGUACUUGGUACGUAGAGGAAUCGUGUUAGGGUUUGGACCUUACCUUCAAUAACCUUCUUCAUUGUCAAUUACAUGGAUGAAAGUUUUUGGCUCUCAAAAAGCCAUAAAAAUUUAUGGCUUCUCAUUUUGGAUUCAAAUAACACUAAU
This is a messenger RNA of Durio zibethinus, 3765 nucleotides long. Its product is annotated as Pentatricopeptide repeat (PPR) superfamily protein. Gene Ontology annotation, molecular function: protein binding. The record is from RefSeq and is a predicted model, not a curated record. Lineage: Eukaryota; Viridiplantae; Streptophyta; Magnoliopsida; Malvales; Malvaceae.